CUUUAUAGACCAAAGGAAAACAAAAGGAAUAGGCUAUAAGCGUCGUUACGCAUGAGGGGCAGCGAGGGCUGCCAGCCCGGUAUUCGGUAAGAGGAACGGUGAGCAGCAGAGUUGUGGAGGAUCGACAUCAUGACGGUCACGUACACCGCGCGCGUGGCGAACGCGCGGUUCUGCGGGUUCUCCAAGCUUCUGCUCGCGUGGAAGGGCAGCAUCUACAAAGUGCUCUACAAGGAGUUCCUCGCGUUUUUCGCCAUGUACACGGCCAUCAGUAUCACUUACCGAUUCUUUCUCCGUGAGGACCAGAAGCGCUCGUUUGAGAAGCUGUCCAUCUACUGCAACCACUAUGCCAGCCUCAUCCCCAUGUCCUUUGUGUUGGGGUUCUACGUGACGCUGAUCGUGAACCGCUGGUGGAGUCAGUACCGGAGCAUUCCGCUGCCGGACCGCAUCAUGUGCGCGCUGUCGGGGGGCCUGCAGGGCGGCGACGAGCGCGGGCGUCUGCUGCGCCGCACGCUCAUGCGCUACGCCAGCCUGGCCGGCCUGCUCAUCCUGCGCUCCGUCUCCACCGCCGUCUUCAAGCGCUUCCCCACCGUCGACCACGUCGUGGAGGCCGGCUUCAUGACGCGAGACGAGCGUAAGAAGUUUGAGAGUCUGCAGUCCCCCUACAACAAGUACUGGAUCCCGUGCGUGUGGUUCACCAACCUGGUGGCGGUGGCUCGAUGUGAGGGACGCAUCAAGGACGACUGCACACUCAAACUCAUCCUAGAGGAGCUCAAUAAUUUCCGGGGGCAGUGCAGCUUGCUCUUUCACUAUGACAUGGUCAGCGUGCCUUUGGUCUACACACAGGUCGUAACUCUUGCAGUCUACAGUUUCUUCUUUGUGUGUCUGAUUGGUCGGCAGUUCCUUGACCCCGCCCAAGGUUACCCAGGUCACGACCUUGACCUCUACGUGCCCAUCUUCACCCUGCUGCAGUUCUUCUUCUACGCUGGCUGGCUCAAGGUGGCUGAGGAACUCAUAAAUCCAUUCGGGGAGGAUGAUGACGACUUUGAGACCAACUGGUUGAUUGACAGGAACUUUCAGGUGUCCAUGAUGGCGGUGGAUGAGAUGUUCGGGGACCUGCCGCUGCUGGAGCGGGACCGCUACUGGAACGACUCCAACCCCCGACCCCCCUACACGGCCGCCACGCUCUUCGUGCUGCGCAAGCCCUCCUUCCAGGGCUCCACCUUCGACAUGACUAUCCCUAAGGAAGAGAUGCAUUUCCAGCCGCUGGAGGAGAUCGCCGAGAACCUGGAGGAGCACCGGGGGCGGAACCCCAACCUGCCACUCAUCAACCGGUUGCUAAGCGCCGCGCCCUCUCCCAGCGCCCUGAUGGGCGGCGCCCUGAUGAGGCGGACCUCCGCCCAGCUCCAGCGACUCACGCGUUACGCCAGCCCCGCCCCCUCCUACUCCGACGACGACGAGGACGACGACGCCGACAACCAGGAAGUGGGCGGGGACAGAGGCGGGGUGGGCGGGUCCUUGGGGUCGGGUCUGGGGCAGGACACACGGAGCGCGCUCAGUAGCUACAAGGGUGCGGCCAGCAGCCCAAAUGUCGCCGUGGCGACGACAACGACAACGGUGAGGUUCAACGGAGAGGCUGUCGGGGGAGAAAGAGGAGGAGGAGGAGAACAGGAGGAAGUGGAAGAGGAGGGAGCUAAGAGCCAAAUGGGGAGCGUCGCCACGGAAACGAGAACAUCGGCGCCGCCGCCUCUGCUGCCCCCACCUGUCCGUCAAGCCACGAGCCGCGGAUUCUGUCGCCCCGGCAACAAUGCCCCUUCCGCCAUCUACAAGUCCCGCCUCUCCUCCGCCAUGGCCAAUGCCAAUCGCUCCACGCCUGACUUCCUGUCCUUCCAGCCAAUCAGCGACGAGGCUAAGGUGCUGACGCCUGUGUCUAAGCCAAUCGGCUGCAACAAAGCCACCGGCAUGUCGCUGCUCACCGUCCCCUCGUUAGACACAGCGGCUGUGUCGGUGGGCGACGUCACCACGGCAACGCAGAGCUGGGCGACCGUCGCCGAGCAAGAGCCCCGGUCCCGCAGUGUCAGCGUGGGCUCCUCCGACGUGGGGGCGUCGCCCUCAAAGACCAUUGGCUGA
Messenger RNA from Sardina pilchardus (European sardine), 2127 nucleotides. It is a transcript of the gene best2, whose product is annotated as bestrophin 2. Gene Ontology annotation, molecular function: chloride channel activity. NCBI's taxonomy places the organism in Eukaryota, Metazoa, Chordata, Actinopteri, Clupeiformes, Clupeidae. The transcript has 10 exons. The record is from RefSeq and is a predicted model, not a curated record. The coding region runs from base 130 to 2127 and encodes 665 amino acids.